Molecule: messenger RNA, 298 nt
Organism: Pelobates cultripes (western spadefoot toad)
Lineage: Eukaryota; Metazoa; Chordata; Amphibia; Anura; Pelobatidae
Source: the annotation of a GenBank genome assembly
AGCCGCAAAGAUGGUGGCACCACGCGGGAGGAAGAAGGCCGUGAAUAUGACUCUGACUCCGCAGCCAGCGACACGAGCAGAGCAACGACGACCACCCCCCUUACAAAAGAGGACCUCCGACAGCUGCUAUGUGAGAUCAAGGCAAAUAUGACAACAGAAUUUGACAGGCAUCUCACACCCAUCAAAGAAGACCUGAUUGACUUAACACAUAGAGCAACUGGACCGGACAGCUAUGCGCACAACAGCGAACGAAAAUGCCAUAACCUCCCUACAAGAUCAGCUCCGCCAACUGGAGGAG